Molecule: messenger RNA, 770 nt
Organism: Peromyscus californicus insignis
Lineage: Eukaryota; Metazoa; Chordata; Mammalia; Rodentia; Cricetidae
Product: 40S ribosomal protein S17-like
Exons: 1
Coding region: 14-421 (135 amino acids)
Biological process (GO): translation
Cellular component (GO): ribosome
Molecular function (GO): structural constituent of ribosome
Source: RefSeq, a predicted model, not a curated record
AGGACCUGUCAACAUGGGCCACAUUCACAUCAAGACUGUAAAGAAGGUGUCCCGGGUCAUCAUCGAGAAGUACUACACGCUCCUGGAUAAUGACUUCCACACCAACAGGUGCGUGUGCGAAGAGAUGGCCAUUAUCCCCAGCAAGAAACUCUGCAACAAGAUAGCCAGCGAUGUCACGCAGCUGAUGAAGAGGAUUCAGAGAGGCCCUGUGAGAGCUAUCUCUAUCAAGUUGCAGGAAGAAGAGAGAGAAAGGAGAGAUAAUUAUGUUCCUGAGGUCUCAGCCCUGGAUCAGGAGAUCACUGAGGUAGAUCCUGACACCAAGGAAAUGCUGAAGCUUCUGGACUUCGGCAGCCUUUCUAACCUGCAGGUCACUCAGCCUACAGCUGGGAUGAAUUUCAAAACACUAUGUGGAGCCAUUUGAAUCUGUUCUGUCAUAUUUUCAAUAAACCUGAAAACAACUUAAAAAAAAAAAAAAGGAAUCUCCAGAAUGAACUUCAAGUGUGAGCAGAGGUCAUGCUCCUUUGAGGCCCUCAUGGAGAACCUCUUUCCAUUUAGGGUGGUGACUAGCAUUCUAGGACUUGGGGCCAUGUCAGUCCCAACUCUGCCUCUGUGGUUAUAGUAUCUACUCCCAUCCCUAUCCCUAUAUCUAACACUCUUCUGAUUUUUAUUGAUAAAGUUUUUAGGGCAGACCCAAAUAUCCAGAAACCCAACUACCAAUUCAAGAUCCUUAACUACCACGUCUACAGUCUCCUUUUAUAGUUAUGACAUAU